AUCGGAGUUUUUGACAUUUGUCAGAUUCGAAGUUUGUAGAAUUGCAAUUUUCGCAAAUUUUCUCGGAGAAAAUGGGCUUACAACAAACAAUUUACAAUACCAUUUUCAAGAGAACUUCCACCAUGGCUCUGGCGUGCGUGAUUUCGGCGUUUUUCUUCGAAAGAUCCUUCGACCUAGGCAGCGACUUGGUUUUUGAGAAGAUCAAUGAAGGCAAACUAUGGAAACAGAUCAAGGACAAAUACCAGUAAAAUAAUGCAUUCAGAUAGUGUAAUUUGUAUUUAUUGUAAAUAAAACCUUUAAAAAACA
Molecule: messenger RNA, 306 nt
Organism: Anoplophora glabripennis (Asian longhorned beetle)
Lineage: Eukaryota; Metazoa; Arthropoda; Insecta; Coleoptera; Cerambycidae
Product: cytochrome b-c1 complex subunit 9
Exons: 2
Coding region: 72-248 (58 amino acids)
Biological process (GO): mitochondrial electron transport, ubiquinol to cytochrome c
Source: RefSeq, a predicted model, not a curated record